AUGAUUAUAUAUGACGGGGAGAAGUACUCGUGUGUCUCGUGUAUCCGAGGCCACAGAUCCACAACCUGCAAACACAGCAACCGGAUGCUGGUCAAAGUACGCACAAAAGGUCGUCCAUCAGCUAAAACGGUAAGAAAAGUUAUCCUGGUGGAUGCUAGUUCUCAAGUCGACAAUAGUAAGGACACCUUACCAGACCAUGUAUCGGGGUCUGAUUGCUGCUCUUCUACACCAGCACAAUCGCCUUCCUUGCCCUGGUCCUGUAAAAUGAAUAAACAGCCAAUUUUGUUUCUACGUGCUCAAAGCACCCAGAAGGCAUUUCUGGUCGAUGGUGCACUGAAGAUUGUCAUAGAAGAUAAAAACGCACCAUUACCAGACGGGAAAGUGAAACUUGUUUCGGAAAAAGACUACCUUAUGAAUCAUCUGAAGAUGUCUCAUCCAAAUGAUGCUACCGGUAGCCAAUUUUUACAUACCCACACCAGCCAAAGGUCUGAUAAUUUGAAGGAUGAGACAUUGACAGAACCUGCUCUUUGGAAUCUCCGAUCCUUCGCCGAUCCCAUUGAAAACAAGCAACAUACCCAUGAUACGGUCCUAUCAAAUGGCGACAAUCGUUCAUUUCAUGCUAACACUUGUAAACAUACAAGUGUAAGUCAGGUGGACUUCCAGGUCAACCAAGAUUAUUCGACGGCUCCAGAAUUUCAAAACAACUCUUUUGUCGAACUUCUCACGCCCAAGGGCGUAUAUCUGAGCACUCAAUGCAACUGUGAGAGUGAUUGCCAGUGUGUGAACUGUCUUAUUCAUCGUAAGGAAGAGGAAAUAGAAAGCUAUGUCAAACAGAGUGGAGUGCCUCUGUCGAACGUUGGCAAUGGUCGUAUUAGUCUCCCGGAUGAGCAAUUCAACCCAGAUACAAUAGUUUGCAAGGCAUCGUCCGGAAACUGUUACACUGACGAUUGCAUUGAUCAUCCCAAAGAAAUUGUUCCCUUCAAUAAGAUAAUACUAUAUGGGCUAUUAAACGUUUCUCUUGGACCAUCAAGUCUUAUCAAGUACAAGAAUAAGUUGAUACCAUCCAAAUAUUGGUGGGGACUGAUUAAGGAAGAGUUACCAUUCAUGACUCCUAACCAAAUAACAAAGCUAGAUCUGAUACAGUGGUUCGAAGACAUACUUGUCACGAUGGAGGCGCAUAACUUAAGGGCAUAUGGCCAGGGAUUAUUAAACGGUCAUAACAUUGGGCUAAUGACACACGCAUAA
Lachancea lanzarotensis is the source of this 1245-nucleotide messenger RNA. It is a transcript of the gene MAC1, whose product is annotated as LALA0S02e00540g1_1. Gene Ontology annotation, molecular function: DNA-binding transcription factor activity, RNA polymerase II-specific; RNA polymerase II cis-regulatory region sequence-specific DNA binding; copper ion binding. Lineage: Eukaryota; Fungi; Ascomycota; Saccharomycetes; Saccharomycetales; Saccharomycetaceae. Bases 1 to 1245 code for a protein of 414 amino acids. Gene Ontology annotation, biological process: positive regulation of transcription by RNA polymerase II; intracellular iron ion homeostasis; intracellular copper ion homeostasis. The transcript has a single exon. Gene Ontology annotation, cellular component: nucleus. The record is from RefSeq and is a predicted model, not a curated record.